UGACCGGAGAGUGACGGCCAUCAUUGUUAUUGAGAAAGGGACGCCGGGAGAGAAAACAUAAACAUUUUUGCUAUUUUCUCCUCACCUGAGCCUAUUUUUACACACCUGGCGCUUCCGGUGACUGCACAAAGCCAUGGGUGACAGCGAUGACGAGUUUGAACGGCGGCGGCGCGACAAGUUCCGCGGAGAAAGGUCGGAUUACAGCGGCGGCGGCGGCGGUGGUGGCGGGCGAGACAGGCGGGAUGACGGGCGGAGGAGUGGCCGGGACGAAUGGGGGGAUAGGAGCCGUGAUGGAUGGGGUGGCCGGGAGAGGGGGUCGUCCAGGAGGGAGUAUGGCCGGGAGUACGGAGGGGGGAGGACCAGGGACCGCUACUCCCCCUCCCGCCACGACUUGAGCCCCCCAGUGAAGAGAGUCAGGCAGGACUGGGACGAUAGGAGGUAUGGGGGGUAUGAGGGAGGGGGUGGGACAGCUCCCCCAUCCUAUGGUGCCUACCCCUCCUCCUACAGCCAGGAGUACACCCACCCACCAGGGCAUGGGGCAGCAGCUGGCAGACUGGAUGAACUCGGCCCAACACAGCCCCCAAUGAUGACUUUUAAGGCUUUUAUGGAACAGUGCGACGACACUAUAACAGAGGAAGAGGCGCUCAGAAAAUACUCCGACUACAAGCUUGAAUUUAAACGGCAGCAGCUUAACGAAUUUUUCAUCAACCACAAGGAGGAAGAGUGGUUCAAGGCCAAAUACCACCCAGAGGAGUGUGUCAAGAGGAAAGAGGAACAGCUGGCUAACUUGAAGCGUCGCAUGUCCACCUUCUCGGAGUUGUACCAUGCAGGACGUCUGGAAACUAUCUCCGUUGAUGCUGACCAAUCUGAUCAACUCCUGAAGCUCCUGGACAGUGUUGUGAUCAAGCUGGAGGGCGGGACAGACCUGGACCUUCAAGUGCUGGACCAGGUUGUCGAAGAGGAGCCCCCCAAGCCCCCACAAGCCACCCCCGGCACUCUGGACGCUGGUGGAGACGGGGAGGGCACUGGUGGGGGGCAGGAGGAGGAAGGGAAGCUGUUUGUGUUGGGUGAAGACUCAGACGAGGGGGGUGAUAAUGAGGCAACCGGAGAGGGAGAAAAGGACCCCGAUGCCCCUCUUAAGAUGGACAUGAGCGAAGAACAGAAGGAAUUGCAGAAGAAAGCGAAGGAAUAUUUGAAGCAGAAAGGCAGUGAUGGUGCUGGUGGUGGGGAGGAGGGAGUUACUACUGGAGAAGAGCACAAGAGGAAGAGGUCGGACUUUUCUUCCUCGUCCUCCUCCUCUUCCUCCUCCUCCGAUUCUGGAGAUGAGGGACUGGAGGGAGACUUCUCCGAGCCGCCUCCUCCCGGGAUGGAGGGAGGAGGGCUGGAUGGAGAAAAGAAGGAGGAGGAGGAGGAGGAGAAGAAGGAGGAGGAGGAGGAAGGGGAGGAGGGGGAGGAACAGGAGGAAGGGAAGAAAGAAAACGGAAUAGAAGAUGCUGCUAAAGAAAAUGGAGAACCGAUGGAGGAAGAUGGAGCAGCAAAGGAAGAAACAGAAGAAGGAAAGGAAGACAAGGAGAAGGAGAAGGAGAAAGAGGAUGGAGGAGGAGGAGGAGGAGGAGAGAAGGAGGGAGAGGGGGAGGAAGAGGAUGUGGAGAUGAAGCCCAGAGCUCUCCACAAAACGGCCUCCAUCUUUCUCCGUAAUCUUGCCCCAACUAUUACAAAGCAGGAGGUGGAAGCUAUGUGCCGUCGAUACAAUGGGUUCCUAAGGGCGGCCAUCGCUGACCCCCAGCCCGAGCGCCGCUGGUUCCGGCGAGGCUGGGUCACCUUCAAGAGACAUGUCAACAUCAAGGACAUCUGCUGGAACCUCAACAAUAUCAGGCUACGGGACUGUGAGUUGGGCGCCAUCGUGAACAGGGACCUGAGUCGACGCAUCCGUACUGUUAACGGCAUUACGUCCCAUCGCUCAGUGGUCCGUGCUGACAUUAAACUGUCCGCCAAGAUUAUUCAGAACCUGGACUCGCGCUGGGGACUGUGGGCUGAGGAGGCUGCUGCAAUACUGGAGAACCCGCUGCUGAGCCUGACCUCCUCAUCGAACCCUGUGCUGCGGAACAUCACGGACUACUUGAUAGAGGAGGCCAGCGCGGAGGAGGAGGAGCUGCUGGGCGGGAACAGUGGUGGUGGUGGUGGGGGCUCGGAGGAAAAGGGUGAAGGCGAGGCUAUUGAAAGAGAGCCUAGUCUUAUCAAGGUGCUGGACAGACUGCUACUGUACCUUCGCAUCGUUCACUCCGUCGACUACUACAACCACUCCGAGUACCCCAACGAGGACGAGAUGCCAAACAGGUGUGGCAUUAUGCACGCCCGCGGCAUCCCACCCUCCUCCAAGGUCACCCCACAGGAGGUUCAGGAUUACUGCAGGGCCUUUGAGAAUAAGAUCGGAUCCUUCUUGCAGCCACUCACCAGACUUACUGAUGACGAGGCUAAGAAACUGGGGCUGAAAGAGGCAGAGGAGGAGGUGGAGAAGUUUGUCCAGAGCAACACACAGGAGGUGGCCAAGGACAAGUGGCAGUGUCCCCUCUGUGGCAAGAAGUUCAAGGGAGCUGAGUAUGUACACAAACACAUUCUGAUGAAGCACGCUGAGAAGGUCAAGGAGGUGAAGAAAGAGGUGGACUACUUCAACAACUACCUGCGUGACCCUAAACGGCCCCAGCUCCCUGAAUACCCUGGAAACAAACACGGAGGCCGCAAGGAGGACCGCCCAGACCCUUACGUGGCCACCUACCCCCAGCACGUCCCUGAUAAUAGGUACGCUGGCUAUGGGGGAGGGUAUGGGAGGCAGUACCCAGCACACAGCUAUGGGGGGUACUCAGGAACCUACCCCAAAGAUUACUACGGCAGAGGGGACCCUUACACCAGGGAGCCCUAUCCACGCCCCAGGGUUACCUAUAGAUCAAGGGUUGGCUACAGAGACUUGGAUGCCCCUAAGGAAGACUACUAGGACCCCCCACCCUCACCCCCACCACCAACACCACAGGGUCAGGUCAGGUCAGGUCAUGGCCUCUUGACCUUCCAUAUCACCUUGACCUUAUCUAACCUAGCCUGGGAUUUAUUUUUUAAUUAGAUUUUUAUUUUAUUUAUUUAUUUUUUUUAGUAGGGGUAUUUCUCUCUCUCUCUCUCUCUGAUUUUUUAAAGUUUGUUUUCUUAUUUUGUUUUGAGAGAUAAUUAAAAUUAGUUUUAUUUUCUUUCAGUAAGUAAUUAUAUAUUUUUUUCUGGUUAUUUGUAAUUAAUUUGUUACUAUUAUUAUUAUUAUUAUUACUUUUAUUACUAUUACUAACUUUUUUAUAUUUAGUGUUAAGUCAAGACAAACAAAACAAACAAGUAACAUUUUUCUCUGAACAUUCAACACAUCAAUAAAAUUUUUUGCAUCAUUCAUGUCAAGAAAUAAAUUAAAUAAAAAAAAACAUUAUUUAUUUAUGUAUUUAUUGACUCACUUCCAUCAUUUGUCAAUAAAACAAUCAUUUUU
Molecule: messenger RNA, 3517 nt
Organism: Portunus trituberculatus (swimming crab)
Lineage: Eukaryota; Metazoa; Arthropoda; Malacostraca; Decapoda; Portunidae
Gene: Ars2
Product: serrate RNA effector molecule homolog
Exons: 18
Coding region: 134-2992 (952 amino acids)
Biological process (GO): primary miRNA processing; mRNA processing
Cellular component (GO): nuclear body
Molecular function (GO): nucleic acid binding
Source: RefSeq, a predicted model, not a curated record